This is a messenger RNA of Perognathus longimembris pacificus (Pacific pocket mouse), 690 nucleotides long. It is a transcript of the gene Mrps34, whose product is annotated as mitochondrial ribosomal protein S34. Gene Ontology annotation, cellular component: mitochondrial small ribosomal subunit; mitochondrion. Bases 1 to 648 code for a protein of 215 amino acids. Gene Ontology annotation, biological process: mitochondrial translation. NCBI's taxonomy places the organism in Eukaryota, Metazoa, Chordata, Mammalia, Rodentia, Heteromyidae. Gene Ontology annotation, molecular function: structural constituent of ribosome. The record is from RefSeq and is a predicted model, not a curated record. The transcript is spliced from 3 exons.
AUGGCGCGGAAGCCCAGGCCGCGGCUGAUCGCCGAGCUGGCCCGCCGCGUGCGCGCCCUGCGCGAGCAGCGGAACCGGCCGCGCGACUCGCAGCGCUACGCCCUGGACUACGAGACGCUGACGCGGCCGUUGACGGGCCGCAAGCUGCCGGUGCGCGCCUGGGCCGACGUGCGCCGCGAGAGCCGCUUGCUUCAGCUGCUCGCCCGCCUCCCCGCCUUCGGCCUGGGCCGCCUGGUGACGCGCAAGUCCUGGCUGUGGCAGCACGACGAGCCGUGCUACUGGCGCCUCACCCGCGUGCAACCUGACUACACGGCCCAGAACUUGGACCACGGGAAGGCUUGGGGCGUCCUGACUUUCAAGGGGCACACCGAGGACGAGGCCCGGGAGAUCGAGCAGGUCAUGUACCACGAUUGGCGGCUGGUGCCCAAGCACGAGGAGGAGGCUUUUACCACGGCCACGCCGGCCCCCGAGGGCAGCUUGAGCCCGGUGCCCUACCCGCCUCUACUCCGCGCCAUGAUCCUGGCCGAGAGGCAGAAAAACGGGGACCCCAGCGUCGCGGAGCCGCUGCUGAGCCUCGAGAGAGCGGGUGUGGUGCCCUGGGACUACCCUGCUCGGAGGAAGUCCAAGGCCAAGGGCACCCAGGUCUAACUGCUGGGACCGCGGGCGGACUGGGCCGCGGCGCCCACCUGC